This is a messenger RNA of Leptopilina heterotoma, 2582 nucleotides long. RefSeq names its product activating signal cointegrator 1. Bases 140 to 1630 code for a protein of 496 amino acids. The transcript has 10 exons. The record is from RefSeq and is a predicted model, not a curated record. NCBI's taxonomy places the organism in Eukaryota, Metazoa, Arthropoda, Insecta, Hymenoptera, Figitidae. Gene Ontology annotation, cellular component: nucleus. Gene Ontology annotation, biological process: positive regulation of DNA-templated transcription. Gene Ontology annotation, molecular function: zinc ion binding; transcription coactivator activity.
GUUUUCAGGUUAUGUUCAUGUGUCAAAACGUCAAAAGGGUCAAAAGUUUCAGAACCAGAAGGAGAUUUAUAAGGAUUAAAAGAAUUUUGUUAAAUUAAUUACAAAAUUAGUGUCGUACGUGACACAGAAAUUUAUAAAUAUGUUUCAGUGGUUACAUGGAAAUUUAUCAACUCUUUUAGAUUUUCCAGUGCCAGACGAUUUAACAGAAUACAUUCUUUCCAUUGAAAAUGAAAGAGAUUUGGACGAAUAUUUACGAACUCUGUUGGAUUACGAUAAUCCGAAACACAAGCAAUUUAUUUCCGACUUAAAAAAACGAAAAGCUUCGAAGGAAUUGGUUGGAUACAAAAAGUCAAAUUCAAAUGAAGAAGCAAUAUCGAAGUCGGUCGAGAAGAAAAAGGGAAAAAUUAAAUUACGAGAUUCUUCGAUGGAUGUCGUGAAACCGGAAAAAGUGGAAAAGAAAAAGACCAAGUUCGUGAAUCUUUAUGCAGAAGAUGGUCGUGAUAGAUCUAUUUUACUUAAAGGACGUUAUAAAUGUGAUUGUGAAGCGAAGCAACAUUCACUUAUAAAUAAUUGUCUCAAUUGUGGAAGAAUAGUUUGCAAUCAAGAAGGUGCAGGUCCCUGCUUUUUUUGCGGUGAAUUAGUCUGUUCGCCUGAACAGCAACAAAUUCUUGCCGGAAAUUCAAGGCAGGCUGACACAUUGUACAAUCAAUUAAUGGAUAAAAAACCAAAGGGUUACGAAGAAUCCGUUAAGCAAAGAAAUAGACUUCUUGAAUACGAUCGAAACAGUUCACAGAGAACGAAAGUGAUAGACGAUGAAAAUGAUUAUUAUCAAUCGAACAGCGUUUGGCUGUCGAAAGCCGAGAAGGAACGAUUGAAAAAGCGCGAGGAUGAAAUUCAAGCUCAAAAACAUAAAUCUCGACUGGAUCGAAAAGUGACUUUGGAUUUUGCAGGCAGGGAAAUUAUUGACGCUGACAAUGUUAUUGAUGAGGCGGAAAUAAAUGAUUUUCUUGAAAGUAGUAAUGAAUUUCCAAUUUGCAACACACACCGAACAAUGGAAUUUCAACGACCAACUUAUGUGGAGUUAAAUUUAUGGCCUUCGGAUGGAAAGAAAAUAAUAAUACAAAACAGCAAAACAAGAAUACAAGAUAAAGAAUAUUUAGAAAUGUCAGACGAAGGAUACUGUUUAAGUAUGCAUCAACCCUACGCUUCUCUUUUAGUUGCAGGAAUAAAAAUUCAUGAAGGCCGAACUUGGUAUUCGUCGCAUCGGGGAAGAUUGUGGAUUGCCGCAGCUUCUAAAGUUCCCAGUGUAGAGGAAAUUUCGUCUUUAGAGCAACAAUACAAAAUUUUAAAAAAUGAAAAUAUCUCGUUUCCGGAGAGUUAUCCCACUGGUUGUUUAUUGGGUUGUGUUACUGUGAAGGAUGUAUUAUCGCAAGAAGAAUAUCGAACAAUUUAUCCCGAAGGCGAGAGCGAUUGUCCAUACGUUUUUAUUUGCGAAGACUUUCAUCAGCUGCCAAUCAAAUUUCCAAUGCAGGGAAAACAUAAAAUUUACAAACUGGACUCGAAAAUACAUCGAGCAGCCAUGAAAUUACUGGAAAGAGUUAUGAAAAUGAGAGCAAAUGUUGAAGAAUAAUUCUGUAAAUUUUAACAAAUACGGAAAUAUUAUUAAAAAUAGUAUUUCAGUUAUUAAAUAAAAUAUUUCUAUACAUGGAAUUUUUUACGUCUAUGUAUUUUAAAUUUAUUUUUAGUUUUAAAAUUAACAAAUUCAAAUUCAUAUUGAAUUUUGACUUUCUGGAAAAGAGAAAGGUAUACUUUUUUUUUGGUAUUUAUAAAGAAAGAAAACUUUGUGUGGAAGAUCAGUUAAAUUAUUAACAUUGAAAUCAAACUGUGUACACAGUAUUAAAAAAAUAAUGACAUUAAAAAAAAAAAAGAAAACUAUCGACCUUUGGUCUUUUUUCCAUAAAAUGCAAUCAAUCAACAAUAAAAACUCUCACUCAAUAUUCUCUCUCUCCAUAUUUUUUUUUCUAAAUUGCAAACAUUCAUCGACAUCAUCUUAUCUAUCUAAUAUUAAUAUUUAGUAAUAUCAAGUGUGUAUUGCUCAAAAAUAAGAAUUCUUCUCAUUUAAACAAAUUAAAUAAUUAAACAAAUAACCAAGUUAAAAAGCGGAUAAAUAUUUUUCAUUAAUCACUCAAUUUUCUUUCGUAUAUCAACAGUAUAAAGAGUUAAAAAUCUCAUACAUUCUUUAAAAUUCUUUUCAAUAUAUUUUUUUAGUGCCAAGAAAACUAUUGUCUUUUAACAAAUUUGUAAAACUCUGAAUUUUUUUUUUCUGCUUUUUUUUGAAAGUUUGAUUUUUUUUUCAAACUGGAAACUGGUUAAUAUUUCAGUUAUUUUUUCUUCUCGUCAAAUAGUAUUAGCAUUGCACUCGUUUGUUUUAAUCCUAAAUUCAAUCACGAUUCGUCGUAAUACUCUUGUUUUUUUAAUUAUUGCUUCCCAAUUUCGUGGGGCUGAAGACAUUUUUUUUUUUUAUUGACAAAUGAAUCGUCGCCAAUACUGUUAAUUCUUUUUCUUUCGUUUUGUCACAAUAA